Pseudonaja textilis is the source of this 853-nucleotide messenger RNA. The record is from RefSeq and is a predicted model, not a curated record. NCBI's taxonomy places the organism in Eukaryota, Metazoa, Chordata, Lepidosauria, Squamata, Elapidae.
GCUAAUUCCUGGGUCAACGGGUGCCUUCCCUUUUUGUCAAGGACCUUGCGUUGCCUCUAGUUGCUGUUGAACGGUGAUCUGUAUUCUUCUGAAUGAUGGAUUAGCAGAAAUAAGGUAUCUCAAAAGAAUGACGGACCAUUCAUAGUCUGCAGUUCUGUGCAUUCAUUUCUCGAGCUACCGUACUUUUCUCCCAAACUAUAGUGGGGAGGGACUUGUCAGGUUGCUCCUUAGGUUUUUUCUCUCUCUCUCUCUUUUUCCUCUUCAAAAUAAUAGAUAAGUUAUUGGAACAUUUAAAAUCCUUUGAAAAAAUAUGAGUGGAGGAUUAGCACCAAGCAAAAGCACAGUUUAUGUAUCUAAUUUGCCCUUUUCAUUGACAAACAAUGACUUAUACAGAAUUUUUUCAAAAUAUGGGAAAGUAGUUAAAGUUACAAUUAUGAAAGACAAAGACACACGAAGAAGUAAAGGUGUUGCAUUUAUUUUGUUCUUGGAUAAAGAGUCAGCACAGAACUGUUCUCGGGCACUUAAUAAUAAACAACUAUUUGGAAGAGUAAUAAAAGCAAGUAUCGCUAUUGAUAAUGGAAGAGCUGCAGAAUUCAUCCGAAGGAGAAAUUACUAUGACAAGUCAAAAUGUUACGAAUGUGGAGAAAUAGGACAUUUAAGUUAUGCGUGUCCUAAAAACAUGCUAGGAGAACGUGAACCUCCCAAAAAGAAAGAUAAAAAGAAAAGGAAAAAAGUAAUUGAACAAGAAGAAAUAGAAGAAGAAGAAAGUGAAGAUGAGGGUGAAGAUCCGGCUCUUGACAGUCUCAGUCAAGCUAUAGCUUUCCAGGUACUAACAUAAAUAUUUAUUGCAUUA